CUCACCAGAGCCUGUGCGCGCGUGAGCUGGCGCCGCACUCAGUGAAAGCAAAAGGAGCUCCACCAGUUACGAGCCCACUGUAUGUCUGACUGUUGUAGCGUAGAGGAGAAAAGUCUCUACAAUGUUUUCAAUAGGGGAGACAAUGGAGUUUUUCAUAGGAAACCCAUUUUCAACGCCCGUCGGCCAGAGAAUCGAGAGAGCAACCGGCAGCUCUCUACCAUCAGAGGAUUGGGGGCUUAACAUGGAGAUAUGUGACAUCAUCAAUGAGACCGAUGAAGGUCCUAAAGAUGCAGUCAAAGCUAUUAAGAAGAGGAUUGUAGGAAACAAGAAUUUCAAACAGAUAAUGUUGACCCUUACUGUUCUAGAGACAUGUGUGAAGAACUGUGGCCAUCGCUUCCACGUUCAUGUGGCAUCACAAGAAUUUGUCGAAGGCGUGUUGGUCCGUUCCAUUCUGCCCAAAUAUAAUCCGCCCACUGUGCUUCAUGACAGAGUGCUCAGCCUCAUACAGUCAUGGGCUGACGCCUUUCGCAGUUCUCCUUCCUUGUCGGGUGUGGUGCACGUAUAUGACGACUUAAGGAAGCGAGGUCUGGAGUUCCCUAUGACAGACCUGGAUGCUCUGUCUCCCAUCCACACUCCAAAUAGGAGCAUUCCAGAAAAUGGGACUCCUGAGACGCCCCCUGCACCUCAUCCCACACCUCAGUCACAACCACAGGCCUCGACCAGCGCUCCCAGUCUGAAUGCUUUGCCUUCAGUCGAACUCAGUAACGGACCAGUCUCCCUCUCUCCAGAGCAGGAAGCAAAGCUGCGAAGUGAGCUGGCGCUGGUGAAGGGAAAUCUCAAUGUGAUGUCGGAUAUGUUAAACGAGCUGGUGCCUGGGCAAAGCCAGCACGACGAUGCCGUGCUGCUACAGCAGCUGUACUCGGUGUGUAAGAACAUGCAGGCUCGAGUGAUGGAGCUCAUCCCUCAGCUGCUGGAUGAAGGAUUUAUUGAGGAGCUACUUGUGGUGAACGACGACCUUAACAACGCCUUUAUUCGCUACGAGAGGUUUGACAGACUGAAUAAGGCACAAAUUACAAGUAAUCAACAGGAGAGCUCUGCCUGUAGUCCGAGCUUCAUUGACCUCAGCCCCACACCCUCACCUUUUAGUCAGCCUGCUGUCAUCACAACAAGCAGUCAACCAGCAGUCAGCAUCUCAGCCAAUCAGCAUCAAACAACCACCCACAAAGAUGAGGAGGAGUUUGACAUGUUUGCUCAAACCAGAGGGAGCUCCCUGGCCGAGCAGAGAAAAUGCGUCAGGUACGAGGACCCAGGUGCUGUGGAAGGCCUCGCUGGAGCUCUGGACACGAGGUUGCAGGUCACAGGAGGGGUGGCACCAGCCAAAGUCUUGAAUGAGAGCGAUAUUGAUAAAUGGUUAUCUAAUGACAUGGGGGAGCAGUCGUCUGUUUGUGAGGGAGUUUCUAGUGAAGACUUUGAUAAGUUUCUGGAGGAUCGAGCGAAGGCAGCAGACCUCAACAGUCCGGUGCCCCACGGCGCCCCGCCCUCCACAGCCAGGCCGCCGUUGCAAUCCAGCCAAGAGCAGGACCGAUCGCACGACCUGUUUUCACUGUGAGUUUGGAGACAAGGUGAAGAUAAAAUACGUGCAUUGAAAUGUAGCUACAGUCACACGCGUGCUGUGCCACGUCAGGUACAGACCCUCAGUAAAACCUGACCCUAUAGAACUGCUGUACACCUCGAUGCUGAAUGUUUUAUAAAUGCAAUUCUGCUAAACUGUCAUGUUUGACGCCAUGACGUCUGAUGAGUGUAUAUAAAAAUGUAUUAUUAUAUUGUUGAUAUAAGUAGAGGUUUAGUGAAAUUGUUUACACACAAUCAAAGUGGUGUCACGCCAUCAUGUGCCUUUGCUCCAGACAGCUGAUUUUGUGUACAAGAGAAUAAACGGAGCAUUGUCCUGCA
Betta splendens (Siamese fighting fish) is the source of this 1950-nucleotide messenger RNA. RefSeq names its product target of Myb1 membrane trafficking protein-like. Gene Ontology annotation, biological process: signal transduction. Gene Ontology annotation, molecular function: clathrin binding; phosphatidylinositol binding; ubiquitin binding. The record is from RefSeq and is a predicted model, not a curated record. Lineage: Eukaryota; Metazoa; Chordata; Actinopteri; Anabantiformes; Osphronemidae. Gene Ontology annotation, cellular component: endosome; membrane. The transcript is spliced from 15 exons. Bases 122 to 1609 code for a protein of 495 amino acids.